ACCAGGGCAGUCCGACAAAGUAUUCUCUUUUCUGUGGCACGGAUUUUCUGGUCUGCCAGGUCCUUGCGCUUACAGGUCAUCGCAAUAGCCCUCGUUUUUAUGGUGCUGUAUGGCGCUUUAGUGGCGCAGAGAGCUUUGCAAUACGGCCACGAUCUUGAUCGGUACAAUCGCCCCGACAAGAAUGAGCGGAAACAUGCGCAUUUGACCCAUCCCGUGACUAUUUUUGAGUUGAUAACGGACUGCGUUUCUGAUACAAUCGUUGUAACAUUCGCCUCGCAUCUUCUAUGGGGCAUAAGGCUUCCCGCGAAGGAACGAAUCGUGAUACUGGCAGCACUGUCGACCAGUAUCACUGUGAUGAUCUUCUCGAUUUUCCGAGCUGUCUGCCAACUCAACCAUUCCAGGAGAAUCUGGAGAAUCGCGACUGAUCUUGAGCUCGCAGUUUCGCUCAUUACAUGCAACCUUCUGGUGGCUACAACCUAUAUCUAUAGGGCUGUGACUCGUCGUAGACGUAGUGUCUCCGAAUCAAAAUCUGAUUCGGACGUAGUGUUCUCCCAAAAUAGCAGCCUUGACGGAAGAAGACAAUUGACCACCAUUGACCUAGCUGGUUACAGUGGGGAUAGUCAGUCUGUGACUCAAGCAGAGCCAUAGGAUAGGGUUACUUGCAUGCACUCCUGCUGGCAGGGCAGAGUUUAACGGCA
This is a messenger RNA of Suillus fuscotomentosus, 698 nucleotides long. RefSeq lists its product as uncharacterized. The record is from RefSeq and is a predicted model, not a curated record. Lineage: Eukaryota; Fungi; Basidiomycota; Agaricomycetes; Boletales; Suillaceae. The coding region runs from base 100 to 648 and encodes 182 amino acids. The transcript has 3 exons.